This is a messenger RNA of Trichomycterus rosablanca, 2616 nucleotides long. RefSeq lists its product as uncharacterized. Lineage: Eukaryota; Metazoa; Chordata; Actinopteri; Siluriformes; Trichomycteridae. The transcript is spliced from 9 exons. Gene Ontology annotation, cellular component: nucleus. Gene Ontology annotation, molecular function: DNA-binding transcription factor activity, RNA polymerase II-specific; RNA polymerase II transcription regulatory region sequence-specific DNA binding. The record is from RefSeq and is a predicted model, not a curated record. Gene Ontology annotation, biological process: regulation of transcription by RNA polymerase II. The coding region runs from base 84 to 2462 and encodes 792 amino acids.
UCGGCCGCGAAACCGUCCAUUGCAACCGACAGCUGGUGAAAGAAACGCUUUGAAUAGAAAAGCCGAGAAAUAUUCUGAAGAACAUGAUGGGUUCUGUCCCGAUAUCCUCGCUGAGGUUACUAGUUCCACCUCUCCGACUAAUGUCUGCUUUCAUGUGGAAAAUUGCCCAGCAACAACAUGUGGAAUAUUAUAGCAAACUGGAGGAAUUUGUCUCCUUGGUGACGAGGCUAGUUCCAGAAGUUUUGACCAGCAGACAGAAGGGGACAUUGGUAAUGGGGCUCAGAGCAAAGAUGAUUUUUGAAAUGUGCAGAGGUGAAUUGCCUGCAGAUCUUGAGACUGUGAAGUCACAUAUACAAAGGAUUCAGUCUUUUCAUUCCUCAAAGGGAAAUGAUUCUGAGGUGGAAGUCUUGCAGGCAAACCUUCUAAAACUUGUGCUGGGCCUUCUGGAGGACCCUGCCAAAAAAGAAUACUUCUUUCAGGAGGUGUUUCCACUUGAGUAUGGUCCCGAGUUUGACCAAGCCCUACAAGUCCUGGUGGGCCAUUUUCUCUCCAGGCUGGAACAGCUCCUGCCAGUACCAGACUUCAGACAGACUUCUUCAUGGCUGAAUAUUUGCCCCUGGGAGUGGAGUGAAUGUGUGGAAUCAAUUUGUAGAACAGAGAGUUUGCUACCCUUGAUGAAAACUGGAAUCUGUGGGACUCUGGAAGAAAACGCUCUCCCAUCAAUUGUGGAGGACAGAAUCAUCUCCUCACUGUCCCUCCCACCAAUCAGUGAUGUCCAGUCACAGCAAACUCAGGAUCUGGAUCAGGAGAAUGAACACAUCGAUACUGUUAGCCAUGAGGUCUAUACAACUCUGGAUGGAACUGAAGUAGAAGAGUAUCCAAGAGAAACUGAGGAAGAUGUAGAAGGACAGAACUUUGAAAGGGAGAUUAAAGAAGCAAUACACAGUUUGGAAACAGGUGUCAUCUCAGAGGUGGUGGCUGAAUCUUUACCAGACACAGAGAUGACGGUAGAUGACUCGGAAUUGAAUAAUGCUGAAGCUGGACAUGUGGUUUGCGAGUUGGCCCCUGCAGAAGAGGUCAUUGUAACUGAUCAACCCCAGACAGUAAUCCCUAGAGUUGCUCACACAAAGAUCACUCAACCACUGGAGGUUACCUACUCUGCUUCAAACAGAGCAGGUCAAGAAGGAGAAAUCAACCUCGAUUCAGAGCAAACUGUUUUGGAGGAAUCAGUGCAUGAAGAGUUAACCGCUGAAGAACACGGAUCUCCCAGUACCCCAGCGGCACCUGACUCUUCUAAGAUUCCACUGAGAAGGUCCCUGUUUGUCAAGCUUUUACACAAGUGUCUGAAGUGCGGCAAGCGUUUUGCGUAUCGCUCAGAUCUCCAUAAACACCAGGAGAGUCACAAACUCACCAGCGCAUUCAAGUGCUCAGAAUGUGGGCAAGUCUUCAGGGAUGCAAAACUCCUGACUCUUCACCGGCAGCGAGGUUGUAGAAUAAGAAAGUACAAAUGUGUCAAAUGUGGUGCGGGGUUCAAAUCUCUGUCUAACUGGUACAAACACCAGCAGGCUCACAAAGUGAUCUGCACACACAAAUGCCCUGAUUGUGGAAAAAUAUUCCGAAGUCUCACAGGUUUGGUGGCUCAUAGACGAGAGCACAUGGGUCCUAUGAUAAACGGGGUUUACUCCUGUGACAAAUGCGAUUUGACGUUCGGCUCAUACCGUGGCAGGGUGCUGCACCAGAGAGUCCAUGCCGAUAAAUCCCAGAAGCCUGCUCCUAAAGAGCGUGCCCCGGGUGAGUGUCGCUUCUGCGGCGAGACGUUUGUCCUCCUCACCGACUUGCGAGUGCACCUGAAGACGCAUCCUGAGUACAGACCGCAUCAGUGUGACCAGUGUGGGAAAUGCUUUGCCUUGCACCACAGCCUCCUUGCCCAUCUCUCGAAUCACACGGGGGACAAGCCUCACCUGUGCCAGCAGUGUGGCAAGCGCUUUUUCAGCAAGGUCCAACUAAAAUCGCACAUGAGGUGCCACUCGGGUGAGCGCCCGCACAUGUGCCCUCACUGCGGGAAAUGUUUCUCCCUACUGGGCAACCUGAACAUCCAUGUGAGGAUCCACACUGGUGAGAAGCCCUACACGUGCACUCACUGUGGAAAGGGCUUCAUCUCCGCCGGAGAGCUGCAGGUGCACGAGCGUAGUCACACAGGCGAAAAGCCAUAUUCCUGUUCAAUCUGUGAUAAAAGGUUUGUGGUGUCUAGCCACCUAACAGCACACAAGCGUGUUCAUACCGGAGAGCGCCCGUACUCCUGCGCACAGUGUGGGAAGACCUUCAUACGCAGAUAUGACUGGAAUAAACACAUGUACACCCACUCGGGGGUUAAGCCGUUCCCCUGCAGCAUCUGCCAGAAGAGCUACACACGUCGCACGCACUUGGUUAGGCACAUGCAGAGUCACGGAGCUGGCCUUUAGGAACAGGAAUUUAAAUUAAUAGAGUAGAAAUUAGAUUCAUAAACCGAAGAUUGAAUGAAGACAUUCCAGUGCAAGGUUUUAAAAGCACAGUGCUAAUGUUUUGUUGACCAAAUGCAAAUAUAAUUAAUAAAUGUUGACUUUAUAGUUUGUCAAA